This is a messenger RNA of Protopolystoma xenopodis, 291 nucleotides long. Lineage: Eukaryota; Metazoa; Platyhelminthes; Monogenea; Polystomatidea; Polystomatidae. The record is from the annotation of a GenBank genome assembly.
AUGGAACCGAGUCGUCUUCUGGUGGAACCGACCGUCGAAUCGCUUCACUCAACACUUUCACUCGAAAUGGAAGUCAGCUCAAUGUCUUCUGAUGGAACCGACCUUCGAAUCUCUUCACCCAACAUUUCUACUCGAAAUGGAAGUAAUCCCAACAUUCUUCUGGUGGAACCGACCUUCGAAUCUCUUCACCCAACACUUUCACUCGGAAUGGAAGUAAGCUCAACAAUUGUCUUCUGGUGGAACCGACCUUCGAAUCUCUUCACCCAACACUUCCACUCGAAAUGGAAUUAA